Messenger RNA from Daucus carota subsp. sativus, 1425 nucleotides. RefSeq lists its product as uncharacterized. Lineage: Eukaryota; Viridiplantae; Streptophyta; Magnoliopsida; Apiales; Apiaceae. The record is from RefSeq and is a predicted model, not a curated record. The coding region runs from base 1 to 1425 and encodes 474 amino acids. The transcript has 10 exons.
AUGAACGAAAUUGCUUUCACUUCUCUGCAAGAAGUGUCUUCUGGCAGCUACGAAUGGGCUGUAAAAGUUCGCGUACUACGUAAAUGGCGUGGAGUGUCAAACACUGGCAAGGAGUUUAAAGGCUUCAACCUGUUGUUGUUAGACACUCAGAAUUGUAGGUUACCCGGUUUUGUGCCUGCUUUAAUAGCUCAGAAUUAUGAACGGAAAAUCGUGGUUGGUAAUAUUUAUGCGUUAUCCAACUUCACUAUCAAAGAUUAUAAACCUGAUGACAAGUUCAGGUGUGUGUGCUGUGAAAAACAAAUCUACUUCACGAAUUUCACAGAGGUUGAAGCGAUUGCGGAAGAUGGUGUGAUGAUAGCGCAUGAUAUGUUUGAUUUUUCUGAUCUUGGCGACCUCACAGAUAUUGCCGAUGACAACACGUAUUUAACAGAUGUCAUAGGAGUAAUUCAAAAAGAUUUCCCCUUGAGGAAAUUUGUGAACAAGAAUGGUGUCAGCCAAGUUCAGAUGAAAUUUGAAAUAACUGAUGGGAGAUGUUAUGGAACGGUAACAUUUUGGGAUUCUCUAGCUGAAGAAUUUGAACUAGCUCUGAAGACUGUAUCUGUGCAUCCUGCCAUAGUCAUAGUAGCCAAGAAAGUUGACAUCGCAAAUGUAACUGCCACCACGUUCUAUUUGAACUAUGCCCAUCACUCUGUUUCUGAUCUUAGACAAAUGUUAGGUUCUCCUUUAUUUUCAAAGUGUGAUUUCUCUUCUCAGAUUCCUGAAACUUUUGAGGAGCAUGGGAUUGAGUCUGUUAAAACCCUUGGCGUUGAGUACUUGAACAUGGAGGUUGUUUGUGAACUCAAGAUUAUAUUGAUUGUUAACAUGGACUGGUAUAGAGCUGAGUGUAGUUCAUGCUACAGAGAGAUCAGUGUUGUGGAUGGAGAAUAUAAAUGCAUAGUUUGUAACCGUGACGUUCCAUUUGCCGACAAGAAGUUUCAGGUAUUGGUUGAGGCGCUUGAUGAAAAAGAACACAUUGAGCUUUCUUUAAACGAUCGUACUAUAAGGAAGUUGAUUGGGAAGACUGUAGAUGAGCUCUUAGAGAAGGGUGAAACCCAGGAGAAAGUUCCAUCAUUACUACGUGCGCUUGAAGGUAAAUGGUAUUCUGCUAAACUAAAGAUCUCUCCGCUUAACAUCGAAGUACCCAGUAGUUUCUUUUACGUUAGUGAUAUGUUUGAGCUUGGAGGAUCUUUCCGCUCUUCGACGAGUACACCAAGCGCUGCUUCUGAGGAGGUGAGCACGAGUUCAAUACAUUUGGAUGGGCUUGAAGAUCUCAACUUCAAUUCUCCUGUUGUCACAAGGAAGAAGAAGAAUAAGUUUAAGUUUGUUGUCUUGAAAUUGCAUUUUGUUUUAUUUGUUUCACCUGAACGAUUUGAAUAUUUUCCUUAA